Messenger RNA from Ctenocephalides felis (cat flea), 296 nucleotides. Its product is annotated as ATPase inhibitor mai-2, mitochondrial-like. The record is from RefSeq and is a predicted model, not a curated record. The transcript has 2 exons. Lineage: Eukaryota; Metazoa; Arthropoda; Insecta; Siphonaptera; Pulicidae. Gene Ontology annotation, biological process: negative regulation of ATP-dependent activity. Bases 8 to 262 code for a protein of 84 amino acids. Gene Ontology annotation, molecular function: ATPase inhibitor activity. Gene Ontology annotation, cellular component: mitochondrion.
CAUAAGAAUGUCAACUGGACAGUAUGGUGACGGUGCUGGCAAAGGAGGUGGUGGUGGUGGAUCCAUCCGUGAAGCAGGUGGAUCUUUCGGCAGAAUGGAAGCUGCUAGAGAAGAAGAAUUCUUUUAUAAACAGCAACAAGCCCAGUUGAAGAAACUUAAGGAACAAGCAAUAGAUCAGAAAACUUUCCAUGAGGAACAAUUAAAACUUCACAAGGAGGCUUUGGAGAGACAUGAAAAACAUUUGGCUGAGCUUAAGAAGUAAAUUGAAGUUUCAUAUAUAGCAUUAUGAAAAUGUU